This is a messenger RNA of Sesamum indicum (sesame), 1735 nucleotides long. Its product is annotated as MAP kinase kinase kinase, putative (DUF1644). The record is from RefSeq and is a predicted model, not a curated record. NCBI's taxonomy places the organism in Eukaryota, Viridiplantae, Streptophyta, Magnoliopsida, Lamiales, Pedaliaceae.
AAACAUUUUACCUUAUUUGAAGCGUCUUACAAACCCUAGUCCCCCAAUCCAACAGGCCACACACUACCGCCUCGACCCGCAGGCACCAUCGAUACUGAGCUUAACUUUGAUUAGAGCUUCGGCUUGAAGCAAUUGCAGGGAAUCAACCGUACUAAGCGAAGCUCUCACCGGUUUUAUUUUUCUGGUGCUUUUACUUCUCAGUCAACCUGUGAGGGGAUGCUCAAAGGGGAAAUUUGGUUUGGGGCGUGAUGGCGUGGCAUAGUGCUGCAACGGGGCUUGCUGCGUCGUUUGAGCAGAGGGCAAAGAUAUGAUGGAGAUUUUACAAGGACCAGUUAUUCGUCUAUCCAUAGUGCUUAUUCUGCGCUGCUUUUGGUUGUACUUUGAAGUUUCCUAUAGCUGUUGGGGAGGAAGAUAAUCUGUAUUUAUCCUUGUAUUGACAUCUGAACAUGCCUAAAGAGAGAAGAGAGCGUUCCUUGUCCCUUGAUAGGUCAAGGCUAUCUCCUUUCCCUUGUAGCUCUAGUUAUCCAAGACAAUCUUUAACAAAAGAUCCAUUAGAGGAUGACAAGAAUGUUAGAGAAUGGGAAGCUGCACGAUGUCCAGUGUGUAUGGAACAUCCUCACAACGCCAUUUUACUUAUAUGUUCAUCACAUGAGAAAGGCUGUCGUCCUUUCAUGUGUGACACAAGCUACCGCCACUCGAAUUGUUUUGACCAAUUUCGGAAGUCAUUCAGUGAUGCUUCAGCAGAGUUACAGAGUCCCGAAAAUGUGCCAAUCUUGACAUCGUCUUUGCUGUCUUCCACAACAGUUUCAGAGAAUGCGGUUUCUGACCUGGAAGGCGAAAGAAGUCUGGAAGGACCAAUUCCCAUCACUGUACCUUCUGAGAACUCAGUGAAAUCAAAGCUAGUUUGCCCUCUUUGCAGAGGCCUAAUAAAUGGUUGGACUGUGGUUGAGGCCGCCCGUCAUUUCAUGAAUGCAAAAUCAAGAAGUUGUGCCUGUGAGACAUGUGAAUUCAGUGGCACGUACACUGAUUUGCGAAAGCAUGCUAGGUUGGUGCAUCCCCUUGUGAGGCCCACAGAUGCUGAUCCAGAAAGGCAGCGUAGCUGGAGGAGAUUAGAGAGGCAGAGGGAUCUGGGAGAUUUACUUAGCACGCUUCAGUCUUCUAUUGGAGAAGACAGGGCCGAGGAAAGCACUUUGACCAUUGAUGAGGGUGGUUGGCUGACUGUCUUUUUCCUUGUUCGAUUUAUUCGACCAGGGAAUACUUCAAGUAGAUCCAGUACUGCAAGAGCCCGUGCUCAAGUGGCGGUACGAAGAAGAUCAUCUAGAAGGCUUUGGGGUGAAGGCUAUGACGAGGAACCUGAUUCUAGAGAUGAGGACAAUGGAUCUUCUGACAGUGGGCAAAGUCUUCCUCGGCACUAUGUGAGGAGGCGGCUGCAUAACCCCGAGAAUCAGUGAUUGAUACUGACAAUGUGGGAAGUCCUAGAGCGUGGGAGACAGUUGCCUGUGAGGAUAAAGCAUAUAAACUUGUAUUUUAUAAUAUUUUGGCACCUUUUUACCUUCAAAUGCCGAAUUAUUCCUCAUCGAAUUGCAUAAAUUCGGAUUACUUCGUUAAUUUCUUUCUCUACACCUCUGCAAUAAUGAGUGGAGCAUUGCAUUAUUGUGUUGUAUAAAUGAAGGACUUCGUUUGAAAGUGUGCCGAUCUUGAAUCGUCAAAGAAAUAUGAUUUUAGUUUUUAAUUA